GGCCUUCAGCCGUCGACUGUGCUAGCCAUUCGUGGUGUACACAAGUGUAGCCUACGGUCAAAUAUAAAACACACACACGCUCAUUCGUUAGUGUUAGUAAAACGACACCGCGCGAAUUACUAGCCAGGAGCUGCUAAGGACGGCUCGGUCGUCAAAGCAGCUUGGUUGAAUUUAUUUUUAAUUUUUUUUGCUGGUUUAACAUUUGCUAAGCUAGCAGUGCUAGUCGUUCCACUAUGGAUAGCCUCGAAACGCCGUACGACGAGGAGACUGAGUUUAUUGAAUGCACGGUCUGUGAUAAAUCCCUGAGGGGUGAUACCUUGUACAAGAUACACCUGACCACACCAGGACAUAUAAAGAAAGAGGAUGUCUUUGUUGCUUCGGGCCUUGCUGUCAGACGACAAACUAUACCUGAAUUUAAGGACAUUUUACAGUAUCUGGAUUACCUGAAGCUUGACGAGCCUAUCAUCGGCUUAAGCUAUUUGGAUGAAAUGCCCAGUACUGACCCACUAGGAGGCCCCAAAUACAUGUGUAGGCUGUGCAAUCAGAUGGCAGUCCUAGCCGAAAUGGUCUGUCACGUGAUCGGACGGAAACACAGACAGAAAUAUGUGGAAGUGAAGCGGCCAGACUUGGUGACCUGGGAUAAACAAACACAGGGAGGAAAGAUCAUACGUACCAGAGCAGAAAUAAUAGAGAGACAGGAUGGACGAGGACAUCCAAGGUUAAUGGCAAAAACGGGGAUUGAAGGCAACAUCUUAAGAGUUCCCCCAAAGCUGAAGCAAAUUAGGGACCAAAGAAUCCCACAGACAGUCCAACAAGAAGUGCCACCACUCCUACCAGAACUCAAGGACUAUCACCGAAGAAAGCACCUGAUGGGUUACCAGAACACACCCACGUUCCAGCAAGAUGAACCCAAUGUGAACAGAGACAGACGCAGUGAAUGGGAGGACACGCUCAGCCACGAUCGCGUUGAAGAGGACCUGUGGACGGAAGAUCGCAGUGAAAGUCGCAUGUACAGAGAAGACUAUGUGAAAUCAGAUUAUCGUAGCCAGUAUGAAGAGAAUUAUCCUCAAGAGCCACAGAGAAGUGCAGUGUUUGAGUCAGAUGAUGUUCCCAGGCAAGAUUACAGGGAGAAGAUGCCUCAUGGACAGGCUUGGCAUGGAGAGCAUUACCCAGGAGAGGCUUCUCCUUAUAAGAGACCCUACUCAGAAAGAGAUCCUCUGAAGGACUUCUUCGCUGACGAAGUUAGGCGUAGCCAAGUUCGUUCUGCUGAGUACUCGCCUGCAGAGCAGCUGUACCCUCAAGGUGAUGAACGACGGUGGUCUCUGGAGAGGGAUUCUGGUAGACCCGACAGUAUGAGCAGACCGGGAUCCAGUGAACCAGAGGCCAAGAGGAGGAACUUUGCCACACCAAUGGAGAGCGAACGAUCGCGUGACCAUUUGUUUAAUAUAAUAAGAGAUUAUCAUCACGAAAUGAGAGAACCACACGAAGCGGAGGUAAUCGACAACUCUGGGCCGAGCAGAACAGGAGCCCCUACCUCCCAGAGACGAGUUGAAGUCACUCGGACAAUUUCUGACAUCCCAGAGCCAUUUAGGCGAUUCCUGAAAGGGGCUGAUAUUGAUGAGGGACAGGGCAAAAGAAAAAGAAAGAGUCGCUUCUCUGAUGCCACUCCAGAAGAACUGGAAAUGACAAAAGAGCUGUUCAGCAAUAAAUAUGGGCCAUCCAAUCCAAAGUAUGCCGAUAAUGGAAGAUCAGCUGGUGUGUCCUUGAGGCCUGAAAUCAGCGGGACACAAUAUUCAGACUUCUACAGAGAAUCACAGAGUCCACAUCAUAGUGAGAACUACCACAGAGGAGGCUCUGAGUCAGAGGGUGUCUUUGAUAUGCUGAAAAACAUUGAAAUUGAGAAUGCAGAAGAGGCUGACUUCCUGAAGAGCAAACUUUGCAACCUUUUGAAAGAAUUCAAAAGCAAAAAAUCUGAGAAAGCUGUGCAAAAUAGCCAAAGCCGAACAGGCCUCUCUAGGAAUUAUAGUGAGCUAAACCUGGAGCCACAGCUGCAUCAGCGACACCCGUAUGAGAGAUCGCUGAAAGAAGAUUCUGACCACAGACCAUCACAAAACCUCACUUUCAGCGAUGAUCCCAGACGAGGCUGGACGCAGCGUGAGCAUGUAUCGGAGGAGCUGCACCAAGACUACCACCAUUCUGUACGCGAGGAACCCAGACAGCCAAACAGAGGCCGUUAUGAAGAUGUUUUUGGGACAUCACACAAUACUCAUUUAGAUGAGCCAACACGUUAUCCUGACAGAUUUCAAGAACCCAUGCGCCCUCGUGACUACCAACCUGCUGUUAAAGAGUUUUUCGACUCUGACCCCUCUGCAUCUCCCCUCCACAUGGAACAAGGAUCCAGGAUGCUCAGGGCCUCCCGGUACUCGACCAAAAUGGACAAAAUCACCUCCACCCUCCUGGAGCUUGUGGCGAGGAAAUAAUUAUCAUCAUCGUCAUCUUUUGUGGAAUGGCUUUGUAAACUAAAAAUUGAUACUUCUGAUAGAACAUGUUGGUUGGAAAAUAUGAUUUUCCUUUUUUGAAAUCUUUUUGUUAUAGGUUGUUUACUUUUUGUUAAGUCAUUAAAAUGGCAAAGUUUGAG
Molecule: messenger RNA, 2638 nt
Organism: Stegastes partitus (bicolor damselfish)
Lineage: Eukaryota; Metazoa; Chordata; Actinopteri; Pomacentridae
Exons: 13
Coding region: 234-2480 (748 amino acids)
Source: RefSeq, a predicted model, not a curated record